AUGCCUCAAAUUUCACUUGUACCAGCUGAGCUUGCGGGAAUGGUGAUUGAGACAUUGUUAUUUGGAAUAUAUCUAGCGACGUUCUUUGCAAGUGUUUACCUUCUAUUCUCUCGACGCUUUAGGGGAGGCCAUUCGCCUCUCUCCACACUCAAGUCACCCAUGGCUAUUGCCUGCUUUGUGUUGUUUGUGUCCAUCGUAGCUCACUGGAUAUUAGACAUCAUCCGGCUGUUUGACGCAUUCAUAUAUGACAAGGAUGGCAACCCUCUAGCAUUUUACGCUCUGCUUUCGGAUGGAAAGAAUGUGGUGAAGACAUUUUUAUACAUCUUCGAGGCCAGUAUCGGCGAUAGCAUCAUGGUGUAUCGCCUCUAUCACGUAUGGGGCCGCUCAAUCCAACCCUGCGUGUUCCCUGUUUUGACGACUAUGCUGACAUUUGGUGCCGGCAUCGGUAUAUCAGUGCAGUUCUCUCUUCUUUCGCCGGGCGUCGAUGUUUUCACUUCUACAUGCGGACGGUGGAUUACAACCGUCUUCACCGCAACACUAUGCACAAACUUGUACUGUAGUUCCCUCAUUACCUACCGCCUACUGAAACAGCACAACACCGUCAGGCAAUACAAGGACCCUAACUCCGGUGUACACUUUCCUCGAGUCCUUCAGAUUCUAGUUGAGAGUGCAGCUAUCUAUUCAGCGGCCACCUUGGUGACAUUCGUGUCCUACCUCUCUGGAUCAAAUCUUCAGUUUCCCUCGCUGGAUUCGUCAAGCCCUGUCAUAGGUUUCGUCUUCUGCUUGAUCAUCGUGCGAGUACGGUUCAAAAACACUGGAAUCGAGAUCACGACCAUGCACGAGCGCUCCCGUCCCGCUUUCGCCAUGAACCCCGUUGCUGUCAAUGUCAACAUCUCGCAAGAAACUGAAACGAUACAAGACAGGUACAGCGUGCAACAAAAAGCGAACAGGAGCGGAAUUCGAUUCGAAGACGGGAGUGACGUUAACGACGGUAGUAAUGUUUGA
Molecule: messenger RNA, 1005 nt
Organism: Stereum hirsutum FP-91666 SS1
Lineage: Eukaryota; Fungi; Basidiomycota; Agaricomycetes; Russulales; Stereaceae
Exons: 10
Coding region: 1-1005 (334 amino acids)
Source: RefSeq, a predicted model, not a curated record